AUGCGCUCAAAUAAAAACGCGAGAUUAGCCAGCAGCAUGUAGCAACGCCGGGAGUCAGUUUGAGCCUAGAUGCAACACAACUUUGCACAAGCGACGGUGGGGACGCUGCUCCCCAACUGACAAUGCCCUCUUGUGCCGUUAGCUGGACUGAGCCGUGGUAGGCUGUGAAGACAUAUAUGUAAAGUGCCACCAUUCAGCAUUGGCCCGCUUCCGCGCCGAAACUUUUAUUCCCUCAACACCUGGGGUCUUAGCAUCAACCGUUAGCUUCUCAGUUCUGUGCCUUCAGGGGCGGCGCAAACAGUCCUUACAAUGGCAAGGCUAAGAUCUGUAACGCUGGGUGCCUUCAUGACACUGUUCUCACCAUGGGCAUGUUUGGUUUUUGGACUUGCUGUCGACGUUGCGGGCCAUAGUAGUCAAGUGGCUGCACGGGCAGACCCGAACUUGGCUGGUUACUUGGGCGUCUUCUUUCUCGGAGCUGACCCGUACGUCUACUUUUAUCUCAGCAAUGGAAACAACCCUGUCUCCUUCAGGGCCUUGAAUGGAGGCUCGCCAAUCAUAAAGCCAACGAAAGGCACCGGGGGAGUCCGAGACCCGACCAUUAUUCCAGGAGGUGGAAGCGAAGCCGGCAAGAAGUGGUACAUCAUCGGGACAGAUCUAGACAUUGGCAAGACAACGUGGGAUGCGGCGCAGCGAACCGGAUCAAGAGGGAUCUUUGUGUGGGAAAGCACCGACUUGAUUAACUGGGGUAACGAAAGACUCGUCGAGGUGGAAGAUGCCACCGCCGGCAUGGUUUGGGCUCCAGAGGCAAUCUGGGAUCCCGCGAAAGGCCAAUACCUGGUUCACUGGGCAUCCAAAUUCUACUCGACCUCCGACCCGAGCCACACCGGCUCUCCUUCCAACAUUCGCAUCCGCUACGCCUACACCAGCGACUUCAAAACCUUCACCUCCCCGCAAACCCUCAUCGACAAAAACCCCACUAAUAUCAUCGACUUGACUAUUCUCCCGAUCAAUGGCACGGACUCGAACUCCUUCCUUCGGUUCAUGAAAGACGAGACACGUAAAACAGUCUUUGUCGAGGUCUCCGACACCGGGCUCUUCGGCACGUGGACUAGGCCAGGCGGCGAUUCGGCAAUCAUCCAGCAGGGCGUAGAGGGUCCGGCGGCGUACUGGGACAACACAACUCCGGGGAAAGCACACCUUCUGCUGGAUUUUUACGGGCAGGACGGUUACAGGCCGUUUGAGAGCACCAAUCCGGGCAGCAACAGCGGAUGGACAGGAAGCGAUAGGUCGGCAUUUCCAACGAAUUUGAGGCAUGGGAGUGUGUUGCCGGUGGAUCAAGCGGCUUAUGAGACGUUAAACGCGCGGUGGGGUUAGGGACGGGUGUGUGAAAGUAGUCUGGCUUGAAUAUGGCUGGGUUGGGAGGUGGUGCUAAGAUGCAAAAUUUACUUCAGGGGUUCUCGAAGGUACAGGCUUCCGUGGACCAAGUUGCUUCCCAGGUCGGAACUUGAGAGAAAGUGAGAAAGGGGCGGCCCAAACAGUCCAACACGGCGCU
Molecule: messenger RNA, 1552 nt
Organism: Thermothelomyces thermophilus ATCC 42464
Lineage: Eukaryota; Fungi; Ascomycota; Sordariomycetes; Sordariales; Chaetomiaceae
Product: glycoside hydrolase family 43 protein
Exons: 4
Coding region: 310-1374 (354 amino acids)
Source: RefSeq, a predicted model, not a curated record